GGAGGAACGAAUUUUUUUUUAUCCGUCUGGCUUUACUCUGUUGUGGAAGCCAUUUUGGGAUUUUCCUGAUAGUAAUUGUAAGUCAAGCUCGUAACUUGUGUCUAUUCCCACGAAACUCGCGGCUCUCGACACUGGUGUUCGGACAAACACGGUUGUUUCUGUUUUUAUUUGUAUAUGUCCGUCGAGAUGCGGCGCUCAUUCUGCGCCUCCUUGAACUGGAUGGUCAUUUCUGAACUGGACUGCCUACAAAACAACAAGAGACUGUAGAAACUGAUGGUCAAACUGCGUGCUCAGCAAAUGACCAUGGAUUUUUCCCAUCUGCACACGUAUACUCCUCCUCAGUGUACUCCGGAUAACACGGGAUAUACCUAUUCACUCAGCUCAAGUUACUCAACUGCUGCCCUUGAGUUUGAGAAGGAGCAUCAAAUCAAUCCUGUGUUCGACUCGCCCAGAAUGUCUCGCCGUAGUUUGAGACUACAGACCAGCAGUGGUUUUUAUGGGGACAACAGCCUCACCGAGCGCACAGGCGUUUACAGUGUCGGCUCCUACAAGCAGACCAGCACCAGCAGCAGCAGCAGCAGGACUGUUCGGAGCAGGAGGCAGCAGCAGAGCUCAUCCGUGUACGAGUCUGAGAGCGUGACUCAGACUCCUCAGAAAGACCAGACCCUGUCAGACCUGAGUUUCAGCAGUACAACCAGUGAUGCAUCUCUGAUCUCCAGCCUGCUGGAUCAGUCCACACUCAGACAGAGCUCCAGGACACACACGUACUCUGCACAGAGAAGAAGAACUGCUCACAGCUCUCUGUUGGAGAAUGGAGACAUCAGUAAAACAGAGGCGCACACUAAUCUGGCUAACGGCUAUAUUUGUAAGGACUGCUCGUUCCAUGGUGACGGGAAGGAGGACGAAACUUCAUAUUCCUUACCGUACUCGACAUCUGUGUCUUCAGCAUAUCAGACAGCUGGAGACGCCACUAUGACCAGUUCUCUGAACAGUGUUGACAAGACAGCUCAUGACAGCUACUGUGGCAGUGUGAACGUGCGAGAUCUGGUGACCACAGACAGCCAUCUCAAUCUCAACGGCUCACUCUGUGAUGACUGUAAAGGAAAACAGCACAUGGAAAUCCACACGGAGCACAAACGCUAUACCUUUUCCUCCCAGCAUGUAUACGCAGCCUUGUGGGCCCUUGUUUCUUACACAGGUUAUGGGCUUCUGCGGGUUUGCCGAGGUUUGGGCUCGGCCGGUGCGUUUGUGACCCGGAAGCUGAAGUCCGUUCUGUGGCUGGCACUGUGUUCUCCAGGGAAAGCAGCGACUGGCGCCUUCUGGUGGCUGGGAACAGGAUGGUAUCAGCUGGUCGCACUCAUGUCUCUGAUCAACGUCUUUCUUCUCACCAGGUGUCUGCCCAAACUACUGAAGCUUCUUCUGAUUCUGCUCCCCUUGCUGCUGCUGUUCGGUUUAUGGUACCUCGGUCCGCCCCUCGCUCUGUCCUUCCUUCCAGCUGUAAACCUCACCGAGUGGAAAACAGCAGUCACUUCUUUCCCAUCGCUCCCUUCUCUCCCAUCUCUUCCCUCUUUACCUGCAUUACCUUCUUUCACUCAAGAACCACUGGCUGACGAACAGCACAUCUCAGCCCCGGUGAUCUCACAGGCUGCGUCAGAGUCCGUUACCAGCGAGCGUUUGGAUCGGCUGGAGCUGCGUGUGGCGGAGCUGUGGGAAAGCAUCAGACAGGGAGAGCUGAAGGCUAAACAGCAGCGUGAGGAGGCCGUUGGUUUGGUGCAGGCCCUUGAGCAUCAGAUAAACACACAGACAGACAGAGAGAGCCUCAGCCUGUGGGUUUCUCAGCUCCUGGAGCCCAAGUUCACUGUGCUCAAGGGAGAGAUGGAGAGAGUAGCGUUUAACAGGGCAGAGACUGAGGAACAGUAUGUGCAGCAUCAGACGAGUCUUGAAGCUCGACUAGCCGAGCUGGAGCUCCUGCUGAAGAGCCUGAACUCUAGAACUGAGGAGAUCCAUGUAACACAGCAGACUCCGGUGCAGGCUCCUGUCAGUGUUGGAGUCUCUCAGGAGAAGCAUGAUGCUUUGCUCACUGAGGUUCAGAGGCUGGAAGCAGAGCUGGGCUGCAUCAGAGGAGACCUGCAAGGAGUGAUGGGAUGUAAAGGGAAGUGUGACCGACUCGACACCAUACAUGAGACCGUGUCCGCGCAGGUGAAGGAACAGUUGUACGCUCUGUUGUACGGUCGAGACGGAGCUGAAGCAGAGAUCCCCGAGCCCCUGCUGUCCUGGCUGGCUUCUCAGUACACACGCUCCUCUGACCUCACCGCCACCCUCAUGACCCUGGAGCGCAGCAUUCUGGGAAAUCUGUCCCUGCAGCUGCAGGAGAGCAAACAGCAGCAGUUCUCGGCUGAAACGGUUACUCAGACGGUCGCCCACACCACCGGGGCUGCUGGGAUGUCAGAGGAGCAAGUCCAGCUGAUCGUCCAGCGUGCGCUGAAGCUGUACUCUGAGGAUCGCACCGGACAGGUGGACUACGCUCUGGAGUCUGGAGGCGGCAGUAUCCUCAGCACACGCUGUUCUGAGACGUACGAGACUAAAACCGCACUGAUGAGCCUGUUUGGAAUCCCGCUCUGGUACUUCUCCCAGUCGCCACGAGUCGUCAUCCAGCCGGACAUGUACCCAGGAAACUGCUGGGCGUUUAAAGGCUCCCAAGGUUAUCUGGUGAUCAGGCUUUCUUUAAGUGUGAUCCCUACCUCCUUCUGUCUGGAGCAUAUUCCCAAAAGCCUCUCUCCUUCUGGAAACAUCAGCAGCGCACCACGCCGAUUCUCUGUCUAUGGAUUGGAUGAUGAAUACCAGGAGGAAGGGAAACUGCUGGGUGACUACACCUAUCAAGAAGAUGGAGAAUCACUCCAGAUCUUUCCAGUUAUGGAGAAGAACGACAAGGCCUUUCAGAUCAUUGAGAUGCGAGUGCUGUCGAACUGGGGUCAUCCCGAAUACACCUGCCUGUAUCGCUUCAGAGUUCACGGCACACCUCACACUCCGUGAUCAGGCCCACUGUACAGUACUAUAUAACCCUUUAUGUACAUACAGGAAACGCUCGGAUGAAACUGGGCUUGCUAGACACAUUUUUAAGACUCUAAUACAAAUGAUGGCUGAAACAAGGAGCACAGUGGAAAAGAGCAGUGCGUUUAAGCUAAGAAUUCCCAAUCAUUCCCUUCCCAAGUCCCUGUUCUUGCACUGAUUCAUGCCCUUGCGGCUGGGCCCUGUGUUACGCUCUCACCCGCAGAAGUAUCUGUGCCUUCAGACAGAACGCGCUUCUCUCAUCCUGUGUACAUUGUUUCUCCUUUGUUUUCUGAGUGUACAGAGAGGAGAGAAGUCACUGCCGCUUUGAGGUGGCCAUCUGCUAAACCAGUUCAUCUCACCAAACCUGAUGAGAAUAUGUCUGGGUCAUGUUUUACCCCAAAUCAUUUACUAAAUUAAUCCUACUUUAGAGCUACUGAGAUUUUUUGCAUUGCUUUUUCCUUAAAAAAAAAAAAAAAAAAAAGAUAAAGGCUCAUUAAGAUGAGCUUUCUCAUUACUGUAAUGCAAAAAAUAUGUAUUAUUUAAACAGUUUAAUUUUUUUAACAUUAUGAUUGCAUUUGUUCUACUUAUUUUUAAAAUUCUAUUCAUUUUAAUGGUUUUUUUAUUAUUAUUUUUUAAAAAUAUUAAAAAAUAUUAAUACAGAAAUUUUGCUAUAUUAUUGAGAGUGGGAAACAUUAAUAAUUGUAAAUAUAUAAUAAUAAUAGUAAUUUUAUUAUUAUUUAGAUUUUUUUUAAUAGGGUGGAAUAUGACCCAGGCAAGUUUUCACCCAACAGGCACU
Molecule: messenger RNA, 3847 nt
Organism: Carassius carassius (crucian carp)
Lineage: Eukaryota; Metazoa; Chordata; Actinopteri; Cypriniformes; Cyprinidae
Product: SUN domain-containing protein 1-like
Exons: 21
Coding region: 274-3033 (919 amino acids)
Biological process (GO): nuclear envelope organization
Cellular component (GO): nuclear envelope; meiotic nuclear membrane microtubule tethering complex
Molecular function (GO): protein-membrane adaptor activity
Source: RefSeq, a predicted model, not a curated record